AUGGACACUGUCCCCCCGUGGCAGCUCGCGGGCGCCGUUCACGAUGUCCUGGAAGCCAAGGACGCACUCGCUCGCGACUACAGGGACCAUCAUGGCGUCGCGCUCCGCGACCUGUAUCGGCUGCUGAAGCGAAAGCGCGCAGGCGAAUACAUCGACGUCAGCUUGGAUGUUGACGAGCUCGAAGGCCCCGAUGAUUAUGACACUUGGAAAGCCGAGCGCGUUAUUGACGCAGCUGGCGUCGCGGGAGUUGUCAUUCCUCCCGUUCCUCCCGUUCCUCCCCAAUCACCUCCAUCACCCCCGCCCAUAACAGUCGAACCUCCUAACGAGACCCCAGUUCCAACCCCAACCCCACCUCCCGAGCGCGAGCUGCGCCGUAGCUCCAGACCCUCGUCGCGUACAGCGAGCCGACACGGUACGCCUGCUGCUCCACGGUCGACUGAAACGCGCACCACCGUCGCGCUUGACGACGUGCUCCCGCGCCGCCCUGCCAGUUUCGGCGCGUUCGGGAGCGAGAUCGAGGUGCCACCCUGGGAACCGCUGGACAACUACUGCCCCGCUGAAGACGCUGGACCGAGCGAGGCACACAGCGUCCUCAUGCCGCUCGAAAAUGAUUACUCGGCACGUAUCUCCAAGCUUCCGCAUGUGCCACACACACGGCGGCGCGGAAGCAAGAACGAAGGACGGCCAGACUCGUACAAGCUCAGCGUCAUGUUUGGGCUCAACCCCGUGUCAGGAGGUCUGACGCGCUCACCCAAAGUCGUGCUCACCGCCGACUGGCGGGUGGCACAAGCUGAGAUGCGACAUAUCCGCGCAAUGGAGCGGAUAGAGGCCAAGAAGGCCACUGGGCGCUGGAGCCUGCGCCAACCAAAGAAACACCGCGGACCACCGGUACCUAAGGGCCACUGGGACUUCCUGCUCGACGAGAUGGAAUGGAUGCAGGUCGACUUCUCCGAGGAACGGAGAUGGAAACGCGUCGUCGCACGCGAGUUCGCGUAUCAGGCCGUCGAGUGGCACCUGAGCUCGCCAGGAGAAAAGGCUGAGCUCAUGGUCGGCGGGCGCGGAUGGGGCGCGUGCAAGGACAUUGCCGUCCCCGGGCGAACGGAAGCCGAUAAGAUCGCCGAGGACGACGUCGAGGAGUUGUUGGUCGGAGCGGACCCCGAAGAGUCUGAGCUGGCCGAGGCGGAGGCCGAGGCGAGCGCACACGAACGGGGAGAUACGACUGGCACCGAGGUGCUCAACGAGAUCCUGGAACGACCAGAAGACAAACCGCCAGAGGGCGUCAAGAUGGAAGUCGACGAGGACGCUGUGGGAGAAGCGGACGCUGAAGGAGAAGACGCGGACGGGGAGGAUGCGGAUGGGGAGGAUGCGGAUGGAGAAGCGGACGCAGACGGAGAGGAGGACGAUGCGGACGACGGGGCCGAGGGCCAGGCCGUCGGACUCGAGGAGAUCGCAGACGCCGAGAAGGAGGCCGAGGCCAAGCCCGAUGGGAAGAAAGAGGACAGCCCCGAGGCGACCGUGCUGCCAAAUCGCCUCCUGCUGUCCAAACGCUUCAAGGACGUCGAGGAGCUCGCGCGCGUGAGACAGCCUCUGCUGUACAUGUCGGCCGAGGCGCCAACAGCCGACCUCACGACGCUUCCCCUCACUUCCAAAGAGAAGCAGGCCGCUACCGACAACGUCACCGAUUCCGCAUUCCUUUCUCCCUCGAAUGAUCCCCCACCAUCGCUUCUCGAACUGUUCCCUGACCUCGCCGUGUAUGGUGGCCCAACACCACCAGACGGCAUCAAGGUGCACAGACGAUUGGACGAAGGGCAAACGAGCGGUAACCGCUUGGCGCAUACGUCGCGCAUCCUGGACAUCCGGCCCGUGUUCGUCUCUCAUAUCCAGCCCGCCAAGUCGCAGUUUGACAUCGACGACGUGUGGGAUAUCCGUGACGGGCCGUGGUACGAGGACCCCAAGGGCAGUACGGACAUUGCACCUGAAGUCGUCGCAUGCAACUCGAUGUUCUUCUCCGGGCGUAACAUGCGUCCGUUCCAUCACCACAACCCGCAAGCCAAACCGGAGGGCAACCGGCCGGACCCGACAUGGUUGCCUGAGGAGGACAAGAUCCUGCAGAAGCUCGUGUCGCAGUACGCAUUCAACUGGCAGCUCGUGGCGGACGCCUUCAACACUGAACGUGUGACAAUCCCGUCAGACCGGCGAACCGCGUACGACUGCUACGAGCAUUGGAACCAGACUUGGGGCCCGGGCAAGAACAAGAGCAACGCUGAGACGCCUGCCGCAAACACGCCUACGCCUGUGCCAACCAAGGCAGCCGGGACGCCUGGUACGCCUGCAGCCAACGGCGCGCCCGGUCAGCCAAUGGAACCGCCACCUCCUCCCGGUUUGUCGAAGCGCGAGGCGCGUGCCGCCAAGGCUGCGCGUUACGAGGGCACGACGAAGAAGGCUGUGCGGCAUCAGGCGCUACACGACGCGAUGCGAAGGCUGUCUCGGAGGCGCGACAAUAAGGCCAAGGAGUCGGUCAAGGACCAGGAGCAGCGCGAGAUCAACGUCCACGAGUCGCACGGCAUGGUGCCGUACCCGAACGGUCAGCCGCCGACGCCCUUCGAGCUCGUCGAGGCCAAGUUCCAGCGCGACUUGCGGAUGCAGGAGGCGCAGCAGCAGCGUCGUCUCUUACAGGAACAGCAGCGGCAGCAGCACGCAGCCCAGAUGCGCGCUCAGCAGCAACAGUUAAUGGCUGGCGCGAACGCACAGCAAGCUCGUCCGCCUGCUGUACGCCCUCCUGUCCCCGCCAACGGGAACAUGGCGCAGGCGCAACUGCUCAACGCUGUCGCCGCGGCCUCUGCCGUCAACGGGAGACAGCAGCAGAUGGCGAAUGGGCAGCCGGCUGGACAGGCUAGCCCCGUGCCGAACGGUGCUAGACCUACGCCGGUGCAGAUGACCCAGGCGCAGAUCCAGAUCCUCCAGCAGCAACGGGCGGCGGCGCAGGCUCAGGCUCAAGCUCAGGCCCAAGCCAUGGCGCAGGCGCAGGCAGCCCAACAAGUGCGACAGCAGGCGGCGCACAUGGGCACUCCGCAGAGCCAACCAGGCGCGCUGGCGUCCCCCUACGCGAGCGCCGGCGAGGUCCCCAACGCCCAACAGCAGCACCUGCAGAACAUUAUCAACACGCUCACGGCGAGCGGCGCUCAAGUAACGCCGGACACCAUCCGCGCCCUGCAGAUCCAGAUGCUGCGACAAGCCCAGCAGCAGGCCGCCGCGCAGGUACAGGCCCAGCAGCAAGCCGUCGCGCAAGCUCAAGCACAGGCGGCGGCACAGGCCCAGGCCCAGUUAGGUCUCGGAGUCCCGGGAACACCCGGGAUGCAGACGCCUGGUCUGGCCACCCCACAGAUGGGGAUGCAGAAUCUUCAGACGCCAUUUGUGCGUUCUCCCAGCGUACAUUCGCAGGGCGUACGGAGCAGCCCAAAGCCACCUAGCCAGGCUUAA
This is a messenger RNA of Cutaneotrichosporon cavernicola, 3480 nucleotides long. RefSeq lists its product as uncharacterized. Gene Ontology annotation, biological process: DNA repair. Gene Ontology annotation, molecular function: chromatin binding. The record is from RefSeq and is a predicted model, not a curated record. The coding region runs from base 1 to 3480 and encodes 1159 amino acids. The transcript has 5 exons. Gene Ontology annotation, cellular component: NuA4 histone acetyltransferase complex. NCBI's taxonomy places the organism in Eukaryota, Fungi, Basidiomycota, Tremellomycetes, Trichosporonales, Trichosporonaceae.